UAUCUAAUCGUUACUGAAAAUAAUCUGCCAGUUCCUUUGGGAAUUGUCAAAAUAUAUUCAUGUGAAAGAGUUUAAUUGAAUGUUUUCUGUGGUAAUGGGUCUGUAAUAUAUCUAUGGUCCGUAUGUGUACGAACAGGAGAGCGGAGGGAGAAUAAAUAUAUAUACACGAGAUUGUAGAAUCGACUACACCGGUGUUUAUUUGAUCGUGUAAUUUUCACAAAUUGGCGACGAUUGUGGGACGAUAAUUUGUAGUGGGUGCAUAGGAUUUCUUCUGGAUUAACAAUCAUCAGCUGAAGGUUGGUGGAAAAAGCUCUCGAUUGACGCUACUGACGCGCAUAUGAAAAGCUCCGCACGGUGAGAGCGAGUGAAACUUCUUCUUGGAAGUGAAAGAGAUAGGCGCAUGUAAGCCUGGAUGAUCUGCGACUUGACAGCAGGGCUCGCGACGAGAAAGCGGUAAGAUCUGCGACUUGACAGCAGGGCUCGCGACGAGAAAGCGGUGAGAUUUGCGACUUGACAGCAACACGGAAAGCUUCGCGACUAGUGAGCGGUGAGCAACAAGAAAGUUUCCGCAACGAGUGAGCGGUGAGAUAUUCUGCUUGGAAAAAGCACACGUUGCCGUGACGAGAAAAGCGAACAAGGUUAUUGAUUGGAUGUAAACAAGUCUGUGAACGAUUGAAAAAUCGGUUUGAUUUAACGAAAAGAGGUAAAAUAUUGGGAUAGAUUAUUAGAAUCAAUUGUAAUUGAUGUUGUUUUAAGGAUGGAUAAGCUGAAGUGUUUCUCGACCCUACCACCGUUCUCGUACGCGGAUGUGCCGCUGGCCGAACGCCGCAGUAAGUGGCAUGUCUGGAAAAGAGGGUUUGAAAUUUGUCUCCGUGCUUCCAAGGUGACGGAUGCCAUUGAAAAGAAAGAUCUACUGCUUGCUCAAGGAUCCGGGCAGGCUACAACAGAGCCUUCGAUUCCGGAUAAUGUCGAGCAGUCUGAUGAUUUACCGAUUGAUGGACCGCAGAAGCCAGAGGAGACAGCUAACGCUGAAGCAGCUGCUGUCAUGCAGCAGUCAGGAUCCGAAGACGAUUCUGCCAAUCGUGGUAGAUCUCAACGCACUAUCAGGUUGCCGAGGCGUUACAAUGAAUGUUUUAUGAAAUAUUAAUUGUUAUAAAAAAAGGGAGAUGUGGUAAUGGGUCUGUAAUAUAUCUAUGGUCCGUAUGUGUACGAACAGGAGAGCGGAGGGAGAAUAAAUAUAUAUACACGAGAUUGUAGAAUCGACUACACCGGUGUUUAUUUGAUCGUGUAAUUUUCACAUUUUCU
This is a messenger RNA of Toxorhynchites rutilus septentrionalis, 1305 nucleotides long. RefSeq lists its product as uncharacterized. NCBI's taxonomy places the organism in Eukaryota, Metazoa, Arthropoda, Insecta, Diptera, Culicidae. The record is from RefSeq and is a predicted model, not a curated record. The transcript is spliced from 2 exons. The coding region runs from base 758 to 1147 and encodes 129 amino acids.